AUGUUAAAGAGAGAACACAUCAAAGCACGUUUCGAAAGGAAGUACGGUUAUAUUGGUGCUGUUGCAUGCAUUGAUGGAGUACACAUCGAGAUCACUGCUCCUCUUGAGAACCGUGAUCAACAUGUCAACAGACACCAUACAUAUUCCAUGCUUGUGCAAGCUGUCUGUGACGACCAGCUGCUUUAUCGAGAUGUCUACAUUGGUAAUCCAGGGGCAAUUGGUGAUGUCAGAAAUUUUGAUAAUAGCGACCUUUCUAUGAACCUACUAACGGACCCUGACAUGCUGUCUGAAGGAGAGCACCUGUUGGGUGAUGGAGCCUAUAUUCUGACUGACAAGUUGAUGAUUCCUUAUGGUGACAACGGUAACAUUGAACCUUGGAUGAGAACUCAUAAUAUGCUACUCUCAGCUUGUCGUGUAAGAAUAGAGAACAGUUUCGCUUUGCUUAGAGCUAAAAACAGGCGCCUAAAGAAAUUACCAAUGACAAACCCAUAUCUUGUGAGAUAUCAUAUCACUGCAUGUUUUACAAUCACAAAUUUCAUCACAUUGGAAGGGAAUGAAUGUGAGGGAUUCACUGCCCCUGUACCUGCUCCUAUACCAGAAGCUGAUACAAUCGUCUUCUGGAAGAAUCAAGAGAACUUGGUGCUGUCAAACGUGAAUUUAUAGCUAAUGUUCUCCAUCCUCACUGAAAAAUGUCUUGGGUCAUAAUGUUUUAUAUUAUUGUUAUAAUUAACAAAUUAAACAAACAAAUUAAAUUUAUGUAAAACAAUUUAGGUUGUCAAAUGGAAGUACAGAACACUCGUCUGUACAACAAAUAAAAUAGAAAUUUAGCCAAUAACAAAAGUAAAAUAUACAUGGCAGCAGCA
Molecule: messenger RNA, 863 nt
Organism: Frankliniella occidentalis (western flower thrips)
Lineage: Eukaryota; Metazoa; Arthropoda; Insecta; Thysanoptera; Thripidae
Exons: 3
Coding region: 1-663 (220 amino acids)
Source: RefSeq, a predicted model, not a curated record